CCUUGUCCCACGGAAUCUCUCCUCGUUAGCCAAUGAAGGGACGGUAUGCAAAUGAGUUCAGUAGUCAGCCUGCCUCAAUCAAAACAAUGAGCUCAGAGACUUUAGAAACUUAGUAGUACCGAGAGCUCUGCAGAUUCAAGCUGACAAACCCGCCUCAAUCCAGGGACCCCUCUCGUUUUGAUUUAACUCAGCAUUCCAUGGCGAAGCAUAUUCUUGAGCCUUUAAUGCAGUCUCACUAGUUCCAGAAAGGACUGAAUUUACUGCUGCAGAAAUGAAGUACAAGAAUCUUAUGGCAAGAGCCUUGUAUGACAAUGUUCCCGAGUGUGCAGAAGAAUUGGCGUUCCGCAAAGGAGAUAUACUGACUGUGAUUGAGCAGAAUACCGGUGGGCUGGAAGGAUGGUGGCUCUGCUCCUUACAUGGAAGGCAAGGCAUCGUCCCGGGCAACCGUGUGAAACUCCUGAUUGGCCCACUACAGGAGGGUUCCUCCAAUCAGGACCAGCCCCCUUCUGGACUAAUGCACCAGAGUUUUGGCUCACAGAAAGUCUAUCAAGUACCGCAUUCACAGGCUUCAUCUCGGGAUGCUGUCUAUCAAGUACCACCGUCCUACCAGAAUCAGGGAAUUUACCAGGUCCCUACAGGCCAUGGUGCUGUAGAGCAAGAUGUAUACCAGGUGCCACCAUCAGUACAAAGAAGCAUCGGUGGGACCAGUGCUUCCCAUUUAAGUAAAAAGGUGAUCACCCCAGUGAGAACAGGCCAUGGCUAUGUGUAUGAGUUUCCAUCCAAGUAUCAGAAGGAUACCUAUGAUAUCCCUCCAUCUCAUCCGAUCCAAGGGGUAUAUGACAUCCCCCCAACAUCACUGAAGUUCCCAGCUCCAAUGGGAGAGAUGAAACCUUCAGGAGUAUAUGAUAUCCCUCCUGUUAAAGGAGUUUAUGCCAUUCCACCUGCUUCCCGAGAUGAAGUAGGAUUAAGAGAAAAGGAAUAUGAUUUCCCUCCCCCUAUGAGACAACACCUCAGACCAGAACUCAGACCUGAGGGCGUUUAUGAUAUCCCUCCAACAAGUUCCAAGGCAGUAGUAGGGAAGGACCUUAAUGUAAAAUACAACUGUGAUGCUUCAGGAGCUGCUGAGCAGGUAUCCCAGAGACACCAAAGCGUUCUUCAAAACCAGCAGCAAAUGCACCUCGGACAGUCUACAGCCCCUCAAAAUGAUGCAUAUGACAUCCCCAGAGGAGUUCAGUUUCUCGAGCCCCAAGCAGCAGCUGGUGAAAGGGUAAAUGCUGAAGAAAAAGACGGAGUAUACGAUGUCCCACCACAGACCACCCAGGAGACUAAAGGUUGCCCCGAUGUGACAGACGGCAUGAAUAGACUCUCUUUUUCCAGUACAGGUAGUACCAGGAGCAACAUGUCCACUUCUUCCACAACAUCGAAGGAGUCCUCCUUGUCAGCCUCUCCAUCCCAGGACAAAAGAUUGCUCCUGCUGGAUCCCGACACAGCCAUCGAGAGGCUUUAUCGGCUUCAGCAGGCGCUAGAGACCGUUGUGUGCCACCUCGCCUCCCUGGUCACCGCCGACUGGAGGUGUUACGGCUACAUGGAGAGACACAUCAAUGAGAUCCGCACAGCGGUGGAAAAGGUGGAGCUGUCUUUGAGGGAGUACCUCCAAUUUGCCAAGGGGGCUGUAGCAAAUGCCUCGGGACUCCCCGAACUCACCCUGCACAACAAAAUGAAGCGAGAAUUGCAAAGGGUGGAAGACUCCCACCAGAUUCUAACCCAGACCAGCCAGGACUUAAACGGCUGCAGUUGGUCCUUGAACAUUCUAGCUGUCAAUAAGCCUCAAAGCAAGUGCGAUGACCUUGAUCGGUUUGUGAUGGUGGCGAAAACGGUGCCGGAUGAUACCAAACAGCUCACUACCAGCAUCAGCACCAACGCGGAAAUGCUCUUCCGGUCAGCCCCGGGCGGCGGGAGACUAAAGAAUGGGUCUGAGCCUGGGACCGGAGCAAGUGACUACCUGCACACGGGCCCACAGAUCCAGGGGCUCCAUCCCAGUGACCACAAGAGCCAGCCCUUUUGCAAGCCGCUGCCCCCGAGUCUAAGCAAGGACCAGCAUUCUGACUGCAAUAGCAAUGAUAGCUCCGAGCGCAGCUGGAUGGACGAUUACGAUUAUGUCCACCUGCAGGGGAAAGAAGAGUUUGAAAGGCAGCAGAAAGAGCUUUUAGAAAAGGAAAAUAUCAUCAAGCAGAACAAGAUGCAGCUGGAACAUCAUCAGAUCAGUCAAUUCCAGUUGUUGGAGCAAGAAAUUACUAAGCCAGUGGAGAAUGACAUCUCAAAGUGGAAGCCCUCUCAGAGCCUCCCCACUACAAACAGCAGUGUGGGUGCCCAGGACAGACAGCUGCUUUUUUUCUACUAUGACCAAUGCGAUACCCAUUACAUCUCCCUUCUCAAUGCCAUUGAUGCUCUCUUUAGCUGUGUCAGCUCAGCCCAGCCCCCCAGGAUCUUUGUGGCGCACAGCAAGUUUGUUAUCCUGAGUGCACACAAGCUGGUGUUCAUUGGAGACACGCUGACAAGGCAAGUGGCAGCCCAGGAGAUCCGUAACAAAGUGAUGAACUCCAGUAACCAGCUGUGCGAGCAGCUUAAGAACAUCGUCCUGGCCACCAAGGCGGCCGCCCUACAUUACCCUAGCACACCUGCUCUGCAAGAAAUGGUGCACCAAGUAACAGACUUGUCCCGAAAUGCCCAGCUGUUCAAGCGUUCCUUGCUGGAGAUGGCAACAUUCUGAGGGGAAAGGGGGAAAGAGACUGAGGGGCCACACACUCAAACUGGAAAUAUUGUCUGGUUUAUGUAAAUGUUAUCUAUUUUUGUAGAUAUUUUAUAUGAAAUAUUUUAAAUAUGUUUUAUGAAUUAGAGAACAUUCAGGGAGUUGGAGAGGUAAAAUUAUUAUCAAUCUUUGGUUCUUAUAUAUACAUUUGUGUAUCUAAAAUAGAUAUAUAUAAACUGUACAUAGACUUGAUCACAUUCUCAUAUGUGCCUGUGGGAGCAAUGUGUGUGUGUAGAUAUAUGUAUGUAACACAUUCCAUUAAAAACCAUGAAUUAAGAAGCACCUUAUUAUGCAUCCCCAAAAUACUACAUCUUACAGAUGACUGAAUAGAUAAUUCUGAUUGAUACUCUACCGUAUGCUGUAGGGGUUAUACUGGAUGUUUUUACCCAAGUGUUUGGGAACAAGACUAUGCCCGCAAGUCACUUCCUUAUAAUUAACUUUCUUUUUUAGUUGAACCCUUUCCAAAAUUUUCCUUCUUUCCCAGUCCUCACAUCAAAAUGCACUGAGUCCUCUGAGCAAGCAGAUUUUGUGAACAACAUAUUUAUAAAAUGUGUGUCAAAACAUGAGCUAUUAUUUAGGGUGCUAGGGAGGGAAGCAGCUUAGUCAUUAAAGGAGGUAGGAAAAGUGUACUUAAAGGUAAUUUCUGACUGAGUGGGGGUAUUUCUAAGCUGAGAGGAAGCCACAAUAAAGACAAGUCAUAUGUUUGCCCAUGACUCUUUCAUCUUUUGUAUUAGUGAGAGUCAGCUGUGAGAUUUUCCAGAGGUUUAGUAUAAAUUGAAAAACCCCUUUUUGCAAAAGGGACAUCCAUGGCAUGUGUACCUCAGGUUGUAAGUAUCCGUGAAAAUAAAAAUAAGGCACAAUCUGAUACACAGAUUGCAAAUUAAUGCUUUGAUAGCUGUCAUCAUUGCCUAGAUGCUUUUUUCUAGCAAAAGGAAUUAGGUGAUUUCUGGGCCUGAUGACUGUAGAGAUUCACACCACUUUGAACAAUGAAAGUCCUUGAUAACCUUCCCCGAUGGCUCACAACAUCAUCAUCAUUUCAAACUUAGAGCCAGUUUCAGCCUUAAGCCUCCCUCUCUGUCUUUACUACACCUCUAUUGACUAACUUCAUUCUGAUAGGUUACAAAGACACUGAGUCACAGCAUUUAAACCAUAGACUGACUAUAAAAUUUAAAUACCUCCAUUACAUCUUUUGGCAAUAACACAUACCACAAGUCUUAACAGAUUCACUGGGAAGUGGGAUGGAAAAAAUGGGGGCAAGCAAUGGUUUUAUAAGUGAUUACUGUUAUGUAUACUUAUAUUCUAAAGUCAAGAGGCAUUUAUCUAGGCUAUUUCUAUCCAGUGCCUUGUUCACUCUUUUUAUUCUAGCCUAUGUCAAAACGUGCUCUUACAUUGCAAUAUGUGCUUUACUGAAUUAAAUUUACUUCUAUUGAACAACCAAAAUAUUGGAAUAGAGGAUGGAAUUAAGAAAGAGCAGAUAUGAUCAGAAAGAGAUAAGGUGAAUUAUGGAGCUUAUCACAAAAAUGAUUUUUAAAAUAGCAUCUAUUGUAAUGUUCACAGUCAUGCUCCAUCAAAAGAAGAGAUGGGACACAGAAAGGACAUCCUACACCUGAAACAGAGGGGCUGACAACAUCAACAACUUGAAAAUAAUCAUGGCAAGAGGAUAUUCUUGUGGACUUUGUUCCUAUUGAUAGGUUGUAUAUUUUUUUAGGAGGUAACAUAUUUGUACUAAGCUACAUGGUAAUAUUACAAGUUUUCGAAAGGAAAGCCAAGUCAUUAAAUCUGUAUCCUUGUUUUUGCUGUCUUGUAUGUAAAGACUAUUUUUAAAUCAUUAAAUUUUUUAAUCUUUUUUAUAUCAUCUAGAUUUUCCUUUGCAUGUUUUCUCUGCCACAGAAAGCUGACUUGGAUUGACAUUUCUAAGGAGGAAAUUUAACUUGAGAUACUUUUUUUUUCUUUCCAUAUUAAAGACCUCAAUUUUCUGGGGUUGGGGGGAAUCAAGUUUUUGUUUGUUUUGUUUUGUUUUGUACUGUUUUAAUAUUUCAAAUUAUACUUAAAUCUGAAAAAAAAAUGUCUCUUAGUUGGGAUAUAUAAUAAAACAUCUGGAAAAACUCU
This is a messenger RNA of Sarcophilus harrisii (Tasmanian devil), 4918 nucleotides long. It is a transcript of the gene NEDD9, whose product is annotated as neural precursor cell expressed, developmentally down-regulated 9. The transcript is spliced from 7 exons. Lineage: Eukaryota; Metazoa; Chordata; Mammalia; Dasyuromorphia; Dasyuridae. Bases 272 to 2770 code for a protein of 832 amino acids. Gene Ontology annotation, molecular function: protein binding. Gene Ontology annotation, cellular component: cytoplasm; plasma membrane. Gene Ontology annotation, biological process: cell migration; cell surface receptor protein tyrosine kinase signaling pathway. The record is from RefSeq and is a predicted model, not a curated record.